AUUCAUGUCAUACAAAAACACGUAGCAGGAUAAAUAUUAAAAAUUUACCAAUCAACUUAAUGAUUGUGAAGCCAUUUCAGAAAUAAAGGUGAAAUUAGAUCAUGUACCAGAAACUCCAGCUUAGCUUGAUGAUUAAGGAGCUGAACUUAUUGAAUCUUAAUCAUAAAUAAAAUUUUUUUUAGAAGAGCUUGACAAUAAAUAAUAGGAUGAUACUUAGUUGGAAAACAAAGAUGAUGAAGUUGAAGAAUAUGAACCAAUUCUAAAUACUCAAAUAAACAUCGAUUAAAAAAAUAUUAAUUAAUAAUAACAAUAAUAAAAUUAAAAGCAAAUAGAGACAUUAUUGUAAGCCCAAGAAAAACUAUCAAAGAAAUAAAAUAUAGAGCCUCUACCAUCUGAUAAUAAAUUAAAUCAAGAUAUAAUUUAAGAUGAUAUUGAUAUUUCAUAAAGCAAAUUGUGCAAAAGUUUAUUAAAAAAUAUCAAUGAUUAAGCAUAUAAUGAAGAUGCUGAGUUAUUAAUUUCCUUAUAUAACGAAUUAAAUGAACUUAAACAAAAAAAUAAAGAAAUGCAAAUUCAAAAUGAAUUUUAUUAAUAAGAGUUGAAAAGAGUAAAAGAUCAAUUUUAACAAGAUAUGAGUAAAUAGAAAUAAAUUUAUGAAAAUGAAAUCAUUCAUUUAAAAGCCUAAUUAAAUUUAGCAAAAAAAGUAAACAAGUAAGAAAAUUAAAAUCUGACAAUGAUAUCUUUUUAAGAAAGAUAAAUGAUCUUAAGGGAUAUGUUGAAUAAAAUUACAGAAAAAUAAAAUUAAAAUUAAGAAAGAAAUAUAAAUAAAGAAAAAAAUUCAAAUUCAAGUGAUUAGUAUUAAAAUUAAACAAAGUAAGUUUCAACUUAAAUUACAAAAAAUUAAUCAUAAACAUAAAAAGACUCUUAGAUUGGUAAUAUAGAAUAACAAAAAAUAUUAGAAAAUAAUAAAGUUUUAUAAAAGGAUUAGUUAUAAUAAGUAGACAAGAAAAAAAAAAAUGUAAAAGAAUAAGAAUCGCCUUAAAAAUAAACAAGUAAUUUGGAAAAAAAAGCUAAUCCACCUCCUCCUCCUCCUAAUAAAAAAUAAACAAAAUAAGUCAGAAAAAUCGAGCCUGAUGCCUAACAAGAUCAACUAUAAUUAGAAGAUUCAUAAAUUAAAACUGAAACCUUAAAUUAAUAAAAUAGGGAAUUAUCAUCUUAAAAAUAAACUUCAGAUAAUAGUGAAGAUUUUUUCAAUAAUUUAUCUAAUAAAACAUAAUUAAAGGGAUAAGAUCAAUAAAAUCAAAUGAAACAAGUCAAAGAAGUUAAUAAAGAAAAAACUUUGAAAUAAACUGUAACUGAAGUCAAAUUUGAGGAAAAAAAUUCUGAGAUUCCAUAACUUAGUGUAAAUAAUAAUAAUUUAUUAACUAAUGAAGAGAACUCUUAAAUAGCUCAAUAAGAUCCUUUUUCCAAAAAUUAAAACUAAAUACACAAUUAAAAUUAAAUACACAAUUAAAAUUCUAACUAGUCACAAAAACAGAUUCCUAAAUAAAGGAGAAUAAAUCAAAGUGGCAAUGGCUUAUAAAAUGUUCCUAGUUCCUUAUUUGAUUGAAUGCAU
Molecule: messenger RNA, 1612 nt
Organism: Paramecium sonneborni
Lineage: Eukaryota; Ciliophora; Oligohymenophorea; Peniculida; Parameciidae
Source: the annotation of a GenBank genome assembly